AAACUAUUCACGACCAUUGCAGAGUUUUCGCUAUUUUUCCAACUUUGUUGGCUCACAUUUUAAAUGGUGUCUUUUAGUAAUAAAUGAAGUGGUUGAAUUUUUGGAGUGUCUUUACUUCUGCACAUAAUUUGCAUUCGUUGUGUCGUUCUCUUUAGAAUUUCCAACCAAAAAAGUGCUUAAGUUAAUUUAAUUGAAGGCAUCAACAUCGAUACAAUACAUCGAAACACAAAAGCAACGAUUAAAAAUUAUCUUUUAUUAUUGAAGUUGGGAUGAAAAUGCCAAACAAAUUUUCAUUUUAAAACUCAAUACAUCGAUGGGAUAAUAUGUGACGUUAAACGCAAUUGAGUUCUCAAACGACAGUUCAAAGGUAUACACAGUGUAUUAAAAUUGAUUAAACCUUUUAAACGGUGCAACAAUGACCGAUACAAAAGAUGAACAAGAUGAUAAUCAAACAAAAUCGAAUAAAGCGGGAAUUCCUCCGGUCGCACCUCAUCACCUUCUUCCGCCGAAGGAGGAAGAGAACAUUUUGCGUCGAAGCCUUAAAGAAAUUGGCGAAGAUAUGAAGAAAAUGGAAGAUUUAAUUACAUUAACCGAAGACAUUCUAAGACGUGAACGUCAACGUGACCGUGAAUUUUAUUUGCGCGAACGACGACGAAAAUUAAGUGAAAAUCCAUCGAUACCACGGCAUUUAUUUCAAGUGCAAAAAAUUGAAUCGAAAGACACACAGAAAUCACAGCAACUGCAAAAUUUUGAUGUACCAACAUCGGAAACAAAAACUCCAUCACCACAAAAAGAAAAUAAAAGUCCAUUAACACUUCGAAAAAAGAUAACGAAGCGUUUCAAACGUAAAAGCUUCAAAUCGGAUAAACGAAAGAAUUCAACAACGGUCGACGAUGAAACUCAACCACAAAACCAGCCAUUAAAGUCACCCACACUGAGAAUAAAUACAGUGAGUGGUAAAUCGGUACGAAAAUUGAUACGAUUCAGUCCACGAAGAUAUCGAUCACGUUUAUAUUUUCGCAACGGUAAAAUUGGAUGUAUUGAUCCGGAAAAUGUGGCCGCCAAUCAAACCGAUAUUGAAAAAACGCAUGCCAUUGUAAAUUAUAUAACAAGCGAUUUGGGCAACUACACGAGCCCAAUGGCCGCAAAACGAUCAUCAAUCAAAUCGAACAUAAGCAAAAUAUUGUCGGAAGAAUCAUCGGAAAGUUUAGACGAUUUACCAAAUAGCAAUAGCUACUUUAAUUUUGAAUAUUCGGCAACAGAAAGUGAUGAUCGUGGCAUUGCCGACGAUGAUUACUAUGUAAACAGUUUGAGCGAUAUUGAUUCAUUUACGGUGCAACCGAAAAGCGACGAAGAAUUGACCAUUUUUAAAGAUCAAACGGAUGAUGUUAUUGAAGGUGCCAUUCAAGAGCAAUCGGUUGAUGAAGAAAUGGGCAAUAAUGAUGCAUCUGUUGCAAUUUCCACGCCAAAGAAACUGUCCACUUCUGCUUCAGAUCCGGCAAUGUUGGAUUUUAUCGACGAAACAACAUCAAACCAUCCGAACGACAUGGACGAAAAGCCACCACACAGUGCUAUGAGCAAUCAUUCAAAUAUUACUUUAAAUUCAGACAUCAAAAAUCAAGUGCGUCAUCUGGUGCGACGCUUUAGUAUGCGAACAGGAAAAAUGCGAAAACGCAUUGAAAUGCCGCCAACACCAAGUACGACAAGCUCAUCGCAAUCACAUUUAACACGAAACCGUGUUCAUCUAUCCCAUAAGUUGGCAUCCCCAUUGAGGUCUCCAUCGCAUGCAAAAGGACUAUUCAAAGCCGACGAACAGCAUCCAUCGAGCCAAAAACCAUUCACCCUUAAAUUACUAUUCAACGGUGUGAUCGAUCCACAGGGUUCACUAUAUAUAUCCUGGUUGUGUAUUGUAUCAAUGACGUUUUUGUAUAAUGCUUGGGUCAUUCCGUUGCGUUCUACAUUCCCAUUUCAAACGGAUGAAAAUGAAAGCUACUGGCUUGCCGCUGAUAUUUGUGCUGACAUUAUCUAUUGUUUGGACAUUGUUUUCAUUAAACAUCGCAUUAUGUUUUUGCACGAAGGAUUUUGGGUACAUGAUCGCAAUUCGACGCGAAAAAAUUACAUGCAGAAAUUGAAAUUUAAGAUGGAUAUUCUGUCAUUGAUUCCAUUGGAUUUGCUUUAUUUUAAAUAUGGCAUGAAAAAAAUGGUUUUUGUACGCGCACCACGUUUACUCAAAAUCCAAAGUUUCUGGGAGCUAUUUCGUUUGUUAGACCGCGUCAUUGCAUCACCUUAUCUUGUACGAGUGGGUAGAACGCUGACCUACAUGCUCUACAUGAUACACAUUACGGCCUGCUGCUAUUAUUAUUAUAGUGAUCUUCAAGGUUUGGCAAGUGAUCGUUGGGUGUUUAGUGGAAAAGGGCAUCCAUAUGUGCGGUGUUUUGCGUUCGCUACAAAAACGGCAACAUCAAUUGGAAAGAAUCCGAAGCCAGAGAGUGAGGGUGAAUUGCUUUUUAUGACAGUUGCUUGGCUAAUGGGUGUUUUUAUCUUUGCAUUGUUGAUUGGACAAAUUCGUGAUAUAAUUGCAACAGCAACUCGACUACAGAGUGAAUAUCGUCAACUGGUCGAUGAAACAUUGGAAUGCAUGCGACGUUUAAAUUUGCCAAAAGCAUCAAUUGAUCGUGUUAAAAAGUGGUUUAAAUUUACAUUUGAACAGCAACGAACGCUUGAUGAAAAUAUGAUAUUGGAUUAUUUGCCAUCGAAUUUAAAAACCGAUAUUGCGAUCGCUGUUCACAUUCAAACCUUAUCAAAAGUUCAAUUGUUUGCUAAUUGUGAAGAAGCUUUAUUGCGCGAAUUGGUGUUGAAAUUGCGUUCGGUUACCUAUUUGCCGGAUGAUUACGUUUGCCGAAAAAAUGAGAUUGGAAAGGAAAUGUAUAUUGUAAAAUGGGGCCAAGUUCAGGUGAUGGGCGGACCAGACAAUGAUGAAGUGCUUGCAACAUUGACCGAAGGUUCGGUUUUCGGUGAAAUUAGUUUGCUGGCCAUUAACGGUGUCGAAGGAAAACGACGAACAGCCGAUGUUAAAUCAAAGGGAUUCUCGAAUUUAUUCGUUUUAUCAAAAUCGGAUUUGAAUGACGCUCUCGCCCAGUAUCCACAAGCACAAGCUAUAUUGAAGCGUCGAGCGCACAGUGUUAUGCGAAAAAAUGCAGCUCGUGAACGAAAUCGAGCGAAUGUGUCUUCGUCGAACAAUAGCAUUGAUGUUGUUAUUAAAAAUCCAACGCCGUUUGGUGGUGAUCAGCCAAAGUUACUUGAAACGGUUAUCAAAGCAUUACCCGAAGAAUCAUCGGCGGUUAGGCUGCUAACACAGGGAUCAAAACGACAAAAACCAGCCCAUAAGCUCACGAUAACAGUGGAAAAUCACGAUGGCAAAGCAAAUGACGCAAACAUAAUUGACGACAACAUUGAACCAAUCGAAACGGCAACCGAACCAAUAGCGUCGACCAAAUCACCGGCUGAAAAAUCGGAUUGCCAAAUUUGGUCGGUUGAAAAUGAAAAAGUAAAGGCACCAGCAUCGCCAGAUUUGUUACAGCAAAUACAGGCCGCUCUCUCACAUCGUAACGGGUUCAUGAAUUUAACUGACAGUGAGAAAGCAUUUAUCGCAAAUCCAGAGAUUGGCAAUGACCGAAGAAGCGAUUUUCUUGAUCCAUUGGAUGGUCGGAUGGAUAACCCGAAAAAUCAGUGAAAAUCAAAACUUAUAAACGAAUUGAAAUAGAAAAAAAAACUAAAACAAAAAAAUUGACCAAAAAAUCUGUAUGUAUAUUCUUGGAUUUUUAUAGAAUUUAAGCGACUAUAAAUGGGUAACAAUAAUAAGUAAUGCACAAAUAUGUAUUAUGCAGCAAUUUUUAAUUUCGACUUGAUAAAUUUCCGUGAAAGUUUAAAAUUGAAAAAUCAAAGCCUAUUAAAUCUAUAGUGUAAGUUGAGUCUUUAGAUUUGAACUAAAAAAAACGUGUCAAAGAAAAAUAGAAGUUUGUUUCUUUUUAUGUGAA
This is a messenger RNA of Contarinia nasturtii (swede midge), 4037 nucleotides long. It is a transcript of the gene CngB, whose product is annotated as cyclic nucleotide-gated cation channel beta-3. Gene Ontology annotation, molecular function: protein-containing complex binding; intracellularly cGMP-activated cation channel activity; intracellularly cAMP-activated cation channel activity. The record is from RefSeq and is a predicted model, not a curated record. The transcript has 8 exons. Gene Ontology annotation, biological process: monoatomic cation transmembrane transport. Lineage: Eukaryota; Metazoa; Arthropoda; Insecta; Diptera; Cecidomyiidae. Gene Ontology annotation, cellular component: plasma membrane; intracellular cyclic nucleotide activated cation channel complex. The coding region runs from base 416 to 3733 and encodes 1105 amino acids.